Molecule: messenger RNA, 1266 nt
Organism: Paraglomus brasilianum
Lineage: Eukaryota; Fungi; Glomeromycota; Glomeromycetes; Paraglomerales; Paraglomeraceae
Source: the annotation of a GenBank genome assembly
AUGGCGACCACCAAAAGCAUGUCAAACUUCCCACUCCUCUGUAUCGCGCAAAUAAUCUCUGAAUUGUCUGAGGAUAGCAAUGACCUUUAUUCUUGCUUACUGGUUAAUCGUAUGUGGUGCAAGUGUGCUGUUAAAUAUUUAUGGCAAAUGCCGUUCUCUUGGUGUGAAGACAACGGGGGUAGAAUGCUCACCAGCUUCUUACAACUACUACCGAGCGAAAGUCUUGACGACUUGGAAUACAUAAUGGGAAUGGACAUACCGCCUCCGAAUCUACGGCCCAUGUUCAACUACUUGGGAUUUGUAAGAACACUGAACUUGUCGCACUGUGCAAUAGCAACGACGUCUUAUCUCGAUACGGUAAACCCAAAUAAUACGCAAAACACACACGUACGGCUGCUACUUCUGAGGCUCUGUAGGGAAAUAGUUAUUAACUGCCCCUUUCUAAACGAAAUAUAUUUGGACGAGCUUGAUUUUGAUGAUAUAGAUGAUUCUGUUCACAGAUGGUCAGCCAGGGCGUGGAAUUUAUUUUCCAUCAAAGACGUCGGGAUAAAGUUUAAUCGACUAAGACAAUUCACAUUUACCCAGGCUUUCCAUCCAGAUAUCCUCUACACCGCAGCAGAGAAACUAACAAAACUUGAAGUGUUUGAAUUCCAUUGUUCAGAUUAUCCAGCAUCUGAUGACGUUGUUGUAUGGUGUGACGCGAUUAGCAAACUCAUACGAAAGCAAGAGAGAUUGCGGGUCUUGUUUCUCUCGCUAGAUUUCGAAUCUCCUCAGAAUAGCUGGAAACUUAUCUGGAAAGCGGUGUGUACGCAGGCCAAUACUCUUAGAAGAAUUGAGAUACAAUUUGCAGAGGUUAAUGAUAUAUUCAGUGACCUUGGUCGCUGUACUAAUCUUCAUGAAAUUGAGUUACAUUAUUGCACUUUCUAUCCAUCGUAUUAUUUACAACUGCCAUCAGCUGCGUUCUCCCAUCUUCACACCCUUAAAUUGUAUUUGAUGGAAACUAAUUCUUAUGGUAUUGAAACAUUAUUUAGAAAUGUAAAAGAAAGUCUAAAAGUUCUUUCUGUAGAGAUUAUUGGCGCAUUAUUCGAUGUAGAAACAUGGAGAGAAUGUGCCAGAAAGGCACCCAAUCUUAUUGAUUUCGAGGUCCUACUAAAUCAGGAGGAAUCUAUUUCAUUAAUAGAAAUAGUCCUUCCACUAUGGAAGCAGCUAAAGAAGUUAAAACUUGACAUUUUACCAGAUGGUGAUGACAAUGGAGUAGCAUCAAAG